UUAAUAAGCACCAUAGCCAUUACAACUGACAAUGGCUUCUUUUUCGAUGGAAGAUUUUGUUGGUGAUGGGGUUCUCAAGGAAUUGCUUCCAAAGCUAUUAGAAGAAGGCUGGGAUGACGUUCCGACUUUAAAGAUCAUGAAUUCAGAAGAUAUGGAUGCAAUCAACAUGACACCAUAUCAAAAGGAUGCUCUGGAAAUCAGAAAGUACCUUCAUGAUCGUUCUUUGAUUCAAUUUGGAGAUCAGCUGGAGGCUACGAGGAAAUCACUACCAGAGCUCCUUAACUUGAGCACCAAGGAACUAUCUUUACAAUUUGGCAUGAAAAGGGGACAUAUUGCACGUUUCACAGAUCGAACCGAUGCAUGCACGGAUCCUCUACUGAAAUCUUACGGCUUCGGUGCGAGGAAAGACAUGGGUACACCAACUAGAAAAAAUGCCAUUCAGAUGGUUCAAUCCAUAGCAAAAUCCUUUGGCAGGAGUAGCACUGAUAGGUUGCCGGAAGAGACACUUGCUGGUUUCAAGACUAAAGAUGGAUACAUUUUUAAAGGGGUUGUCGCUGCGGGACCGGCCGAGGCUCGAGUCUGUGGUUGUGUACAACCUCCUCCUGUGGUCGACAGCGUGGCACCUUAUGCUGCUAUUGAAAACAUAUCGGUUCAGAGAUUAACUCCUGUGUAUAAGAUUGGGAUGGAGCCCUUGGUGAAAUCCAUGACUCCGCCUAUGAAAGUUUCGGAACUGUGGCGGGAUAAGCCUGCUGUUCUCCUAUGCAUUCGACGACCGGGGUGCGUCAUGUGCAGAGCUGAAGCUCACCAGCUCUAUGCCAAAAAGCCAAUAUUUGAUGCACUGGGAAUCCAAAUGUUUGCAGUUCUUCAUGAACACAUAGAAUCAGAGGUAAAAGACUUUUGGCCACGCUAUUGGGGUGGUGUCGUGAUAUUGGAUCGUACAAUGGGAUUCUUCAAAGCUCUUGGAGGUGGGAAACUACUUAAAGACAAGUUUCUAUCAGGAUUUUUGUUCAAUCCCCGGGCUAUUACUAACUAUAAACGUGCAAAAUCUCUGGGAAUAAACCAGAAUUUUAAAGGAGAAGGUGAAAUAAAGGGUGGCCUUUUCAUAGUUGGUCAAGGAGGAACUGGAAUUGCUUACCAGUUUAUAGAGAGGAAUUUUGGUGAUUGGGCUCCUGUACCUGAAGUUCUAGAGAUAUGCGCUAGAUUACAGAAUCGUCAGCAAGAUGAAGGAGAUUCUAGCAAAUCACCACAAGAAUAAAAGUGAAGUGGCUUGUCAUGGUUCUUAGUUAUCCGCUUACAGAUUCAUCAUACAGCAUCAGAGUUUUUAAUGGCGAAUAAAAAAUUACCAAAG
Messenger RNA from Hibiscus syriacus, 1348 nucleotides. RefSeq lists its product as uncharacterized. The record is from RefSeq and is a predicted model, not a curated record. Gene Ontology annotation, molecular function: antioxidant activity. The coding region runs from base 32 to 1255 and encodes 407 amino acids. NCBI's taxonomy places the organism in Eukaryota, Viridiplantae, Streptophyta, Magnoliopsida, Malvales, Malvaceae. The transcript has 5 exons.